Molecule: messenger RNA, 587 nt
Organism: Caenorhabditis angaria
Lineage: Eukaryota; Metazoa; Nematoda; Chromadorea; Rhabditida; Rhabditidae
Source: the annotation of a GenBank genome assembly
AUGUAUAUCAAAAUAAUAUUGUAUCAAAUCCUAAUUUAUCGAAGUCUCGCCCAUGAAAAUCAUCAAAAUUUGGGAGGAGGUGAAGAAGAUGAGCAAGAUGUCUAUCAAAAACAUUCGACAAUAUUCAUUUGUCUUUUUGUUUUCAUUGUUUUAUUGUUUAUUUGUGCAAUGGCUGCUUGUUUUUUCUUUUGUAUUCGACGAAAAAAACAGAAACUCGCAAAAUCGCCGAAAACCGGCGGAUCGAGGUCGAAAUCGAAAUCGAGUCGAGAAAAAGAAGUUGUGCUAUGUCCGAAAAAUACUAAACCAGUUAUUAUUAAAACUAACGAGCCGGUUAUUGAGGAAAAAGAUGAGUUUGCUGAAUGGAAUAAGGUUGGUUUUAUUUUUAAGGAUGUUUAGGAGGAGGUGUAGGCUUAGGGAUAUAUUUAUGCUUGUACUCUUACAAUAAGCUUGCGCUUGAAUUUUCAGCUUGCAAACAGUUAGCCUAACAUAAAAAUCUAGAUAAAUUUCAGAUUCAAGCUGAUCCAAAUCGAGAAAUCACUUGUGAUGAAGCAGAACCUGUGGAAGAACAAAAUCUAUUUGAUAAAUAA